Messenger RNA from Drosophila hydei, 564 nucleotides. RefSeq names its product cardioactive peptide (gene CCAP). Lineage: Eukaryota; Metazoa; Arthropoda; Insecta; Diptera; Drosophilidae. The transcript has 3 exons. Bases 65 to 538 code for a protein of 157 amino acids. The record is from RefSeq and is a predicted model, not a curated record.
UUAAACAGUGCAGGCGCUAAACGGAUUAUCUAGAAAAAUAAUAAUCGAAGUGCUCAGCAUCAAAAUGAGAGCCACUGUGGAGAUUUGCUUUUACCUAACUGCCAUAAUGUUAUGCUUAUGCACAGCCAACGCUUCGCUUGAAACCGAAAACAAUGAAGUGAAUCACAAGCUCAGCGGCGUCAUACAAUGGAAAUAUGAGAAAAGACCCUUUUGCAACGCUUUUACAGGCUGUGGACGUAAACGCACCUCGUAUCCCUCCUAUCCGCCAUUUUCGCUUAUCAAACGCAACGAGCUCGAGGAGAAGCCCUACAACAAUAAUGAAUAUCUAUCGGAAGGCUUAAGCGAUCUAAUUGACAUCAACGCAGAGCCCGCCGUUGAGAAUGUGCAAAAGCAGAUUAUGUCGCAGGCCAAGAUCUUUGAGGCCAUCAAGGAGGCCAGCAAGGAGAUCUUCAGGCAGAAGAACAAACAGAAAAUGCUCGAGAACGAACAGCAGCUGCAGCAACAGCAACAGCAGUUGGAGCAGCGCGACAACAACUAAUACGACACAGCCAGAUAAAGAUAAUU